This is a messenger RNA of Rhopilema esculentum, 6980 nucleotides long. Its product is annotated as E3 ubiquitin-protein ligase TRIP12. Gene Ontology annotation, cellular component: nuclear speck. The record is from RefSeq and is a predicted model, not a curated record. Gene Ontology annotation, biological process: proteasome-mediated ubiquitin-dependent protein catabolic process; protein polyubiquitination. Lineage: Eukaryota; Metazoa; Cnidaria; Scyphozoa; Rhizostomeae; Rhizostomatidae. Gene Ontology annotation, molecular function: zinc ion binding; ubiquitin protein ligase activity.
GUGGCGCUAUUGAGAAAGAACGAGAAUUUUUGUGAUUUUGGGGUGCGAAGGUAAUGCCCUCGUAGCAUCAACUUCUUGGUCAAAUUUUGCCGUCUUGGUAGCUGCAGAAAAGUUUUAGAUUUCUUAAAGAUAAAAGAGCAAUUCUUUGUGCUCUCAAGGUUUCUUGAGGGUCAAGGGAUGCGGUAGAAUUGCCUUAUGGCGGAUCGAUGUUUGCGGAACCCUGAAGACAAACACAUUGCCAGUUCGACGAAAGAAAAUAGUUCAAGAAAAAGACAAAGAAGCGCACAAGCCCAAAAAGGAGAAACAACAGAAAAGGUUGAGCAAGAAAUUUUGCCAUUAACAAUACCACAGGUUGUUGCAGAACCGUUAAAGAGGAAUAAAGAGGUAGAAGGACUAGUUGACUGUGGUGUUGACAAUAGCGAGUUGCUGAAACAGCCUGUUAGGGUCACUCGUAGUCAGUGGAGGCGUUCUGUUGCCAGGCAACGAGAGCUUAGUAGCUCGAGUGACGUAGAUAUAAACUAUAUACACAGUUCUAACCCGGGGAGUCGGAGUACAAGUCGCGGCUCAAGCCCCGUUUUUAGAUUAAGGGAAAGUGCUUUAGUCGACGAGGCAUUGCGAAACAGUCCCCAGUUGGUUGUACGCCGAGCACGUAGAAUAAAUACUGCUUUUACGACAAGUGGUGAACGUGCGUCAAGCAGGUCAAGUAGAAACACGAGUCCGGAAACAUUGCCAUUUGAAGAAUCCGGCCCGGUAACUACUAAACAUAAUAGAAAAGAGCCCCCGGAAUCAGAUCGUGGUAGGGUCCGAAAAAGGAUCAAGAAGACCAAUAAGCAAAGUGAGUCGGAGAAACCUUCGUCAGGAGAAAUAAAAGGAUCCGCUAUUUUGACCAAUUCACGAGAUAAAGAUUUGACAGGCGACACAAAAUCUGGGGAUCAAGUAGCAAGGACAUCGACUGUAAAAUCCUCCGCCGAACAUUGGUCUUGUAAUUACUUUGCCCAAGAUAAGGGACAUCUCUCUGGAAAAAAGAGAGUAAGAUCGACAUCACGUACCCAAGAGGCUUCUGGGAAACGCGAGAAAAAAGACGAAGGCACAGAGACGCUUCUGAGUAAAUCAGGUUUAAAAUCAAAUUUAUUGAAAUCAGCCAAGACGGGAGGGCGACUGUCUAGGACAAGAAACUCCCAAGCCCAGGCGGGAGAAAGGAGAGGCACCACGGGGUCUUGCGCAAGCAGCAGACGCAGCAGCCGACGUUCUAGGGCACAGCAGGGGCCUUCUGCCAUGGCAACUGAUGAUGGUAGAGCCAGCCAGCAAGCAGAAUCCGCCGAUAAUGAACCAAGAGUGGACGAGCCAAUACCGGGUUCAAGUGGAUCACGUGACAGUUCAUCAAACCCAAUGGAAGACCUCGAAAUGAGCAGAUUGCAAGCUCUGCUGGAAGCGAGAGGUCUUCCAUCUCAUCUGUUUGGUAAUCUAGGCCCUAGAAUGCAUCUGCUGCUGCAGCGAACUUUCAGUAGUUCUGCAGGCACAAAAGCACAGCAGCUGAUUGUCGGAAUGCAAGGGGACGACGAAGGACAACAACUUACAUCUGUUAUGGAAAUGUGUCAGUUGCUUGUAAUGGGAAACGAAGAAACUCUUGGCGGAUUUCCUGUGAAACAGGCUGUCCCAGUAUUGAUAAACCUCCUACAAAUGGAUCGCAACUUUGAUAUUACCAACCACGCUUGCAGAGCAUUGACGUAUUUGAUGGAAGCGCUGCCCAGGUCCUCAGCUGUUGUUGUUGAUGCUGUUCCAACGUUUCUCGAAAAGCUUCAGGUAAUUCAGUGUAUGGAUGUUGCGGAGCAAUCCCUCACGGCUUUGGAAAUGUUGUCAAGACGACACGGAAAAGCAAUAUUACAGGCUGGCGGCCUAAAUGCAUGUUUACUGUACCUCGACUUCUUCUCAAUUGUGGCACAGCGAUGUGCCCUUGGUAUUGCAUCAAAUUGCUGCCAGACCAUUACUCCCGAAGAAUUCCACCAUGUUAGCGACGCAAUUUCGAUACUUUCUGGGAGGCUAACGAAUCAAGAUAAAAAGUCAUUAGAAAAUGUCUGUUCUGCCUUUGCACGCCUUGUGGACAAUUUCCAACGAGAUAAGAAGCUUCUAAAGGAAUUAUGCGCACAUGGUUUACUACCAAAUUUGCAGCAACUGCUUAUGAUCUCACCGCCCGUUAUUAGUACGAGCACCUUUGUAAUGGUAAUCCGUAUGCUUGCUAUCAUGUGUGCAAACUGUCCUGCGAUCGCUGUCAAGCUUUUCCAACAGAAUAUUGCAGAUACCAUAAAAUAUCUCCUCAUUGGCAAUCAAACUGAGGAAAAUAAUGAUGUUUCACAUAAUGAGUUGAUUCCAAGGACACCUCAAGAGCUGUAUGAAAUAACAUGUUUUGUAAGCGAGCUGCUACCAAAACUACCCGCCACAGGCGUCUUCAGCGUAGAUGCCUUGCUCGUGAAAGGCAGCCAGCAAAAUACUACAAGUGGUUGUUGGCAAUGGAGAGAUGACAGGGGUGUCUGGCAUAAUUACAUGUGGGUUGACAACAGAAUUCUCGAAGCUGCUCAUCAAAGCAACGAGGAUGAGAUUAGCCUUUCGACACUGGGCAGGAAUUAUAUCAUUGAUUUUACGAACAUGCAACAGAUAAACGAAGACACAGGAACAAUCAGAUCGAUCCAGCGAAAGCUAAACGCUGCAGAAAACUCCACUUCAGUUUCGCAAGAUAAAGAAGUCGAAGGCGAGGAUGAAAGGAAGGUUGCCCUAACUGAAGAACCUGCUCUUGGAGAGACUUUUGUCAAGUCGUUGUUGUCAGUAAUGUAUGAUGUUUACUACUCGUCUGUUGGUCCAGCAGUUAAACACAAAUGCUUAAAUGCUGCUUUGAAGAUGUUGUACCAUUCGAGUGCUGAAUGCUUGAAGCCAAUUCUCGACAACUUGCCUAUAUCCAGCUACUUGGCUGGGAUGCUCACUUCAAAUGAUCCAAGAGUCGUCUGCUGUGCAUUGCAAAAGGCUGAGAUACUGAUGAUCAAAUUGCCGGACAUAUUUCACGUGUCAUUUCGCAGGGAGGGCGUCAUGCAUCGUGCAAUGUCGCUGUCAGUUAAGUCUGAUGGCAACGUGGGGCGUAGUGCAGAUAAGGCUCCAGCUGAGGUUAAGCCCAAAGGAGUUGCAAGUGCAAGCGAAUUAGUAAAGUGUUCAGAUUCUGUCGACGGGAUCAUGGUUGAUUUGGACAAGUCUCCCUCAACUGGGAAGAUCACCGAAUCUUCAAAACGAAAGAAAAUAUCAAAACGAUUGUCCAGGCAGAAGCAGAGCCAGGCCGCAAUGGCGGAUGAUGCACCAUCAACUUCAUCUAAAAAGGGGGCGUCUGCAUAUUCCCGAACACGGGCAGCCACGUUCACGACCACUGCUAGUCAGCAAUCAAGCAGCUCGAAAACAUCGUUUUUCUCAAGCUUCGCACCAAGAUGGGGCAGAUCGCAAUCUUACACUAGUGCUGCAGCCUCUGCAACAGGUUCUAAGGAGAGAAUCGUUAAGGAAGAAGAUGAAAACAAGGGCAAAAUUAAAUCUUGGAUUAAGGAUCAAGCUGCCAAAUUCUACGAAAGUUACUUUGGAGAACAGCUUGCUGGUGACUCACAUCCAGCUCUCAGUAUUCUUCAUCGACUGACGAAAGCAGCCGAAGAUCUCUCCCUUACUCGAGAUACUGGCAUUGCAGCAUUAAAAGAAAUCAGCGAUGUUUUGAAAGAGAAAAACGACCAUGGUGCAAGUGCUUUCGAGAUUCUUCAUAGCGGCCUGAUCAAAAGCCUUCUCAGGUACUUGACCAUUGAUCGACCCGACAAUGCAGUUCAAAGAAACAUCAGGAUCAAACGAUUUUUGCACGUUUUCCUCGGUUGUCCUGAUCCAGAUUUGCUAUCAACAAGAUCGGUUGAGCCUUCUGCAAAACCCUGUCUUCCUGCUUUGGUUCAGAAAUUGAAUCUUUGCAUUAAUCAGUUGGAACAGUUUACAGUAAAGUGUCAUGACCUACCCGGUGCAGUCAAUGGGUCAAGGGGAACUUCUGCUCUGAGGUUUUUCAACACCCAUCAAAUUAAGUGUAACCUGCAAAGACACAACGAUUGUCACAUCUUGAGGCAAUGGAAAGGUGGCACGGUUAAAAUUGAUCCAUUGGCACUUGUUCAGGCGGUAGAGAGAUAUUUGGUCAUAAGAGGGUUCGGAAAAGUUCGUGAGCAUGGCGAUGAUGAAGAUAGUGAUGACGAUGAAGGCACUGACGGUGAGAUUGACGAGGCAUGGGGCUCCUCAGUUGGAACCGUGAAGCCAAAGCAUUAUUUGGAGCUUGUAUUGAACGGACGUGUUCUUCCAUAUGACAUGACUAUUUACCAAGCAGUUCGUCAAUAUGGAGACACAGGAUUUGGUGAAGACGGCAAUGUCGAUGACGACCAAGGGCCACUCGGCAGGGCCAGCAUUUGGUCAGAAACACACACUAUAUUUUAUCGUCCAAUCAGUCCAAACAGUGCUGCAAGUCAACCGGCGAUCAAGAAACGCUCUGAAUCAGCAUCGUCUUCAGCGACAUCCAAAACAUCCAUGAAAAGUCUGUCGAAAUCGUCCAUUAAAAACACUGAUAUGUCUACAUACUUAACCGAAAAACUGCCUGGCAAUAUCCAGUUGAGUGACCCCUCUCUUGAAACCAUUUGCUUAAUGAGGUUGCUGUAUUACCUAAAUAUACAUUGGGGAGAUUUAUACGAGAUUCAUCAACCUCACGCAACUGUCUCUGUCAAUGAAUUCAUCAAUGCAAAACUAUCUGCCAAAGUCUCAAGGCAACUGCAAGAUCCCCUUGCCAUCAUGACUGGAAAUUUACCAUCAUGGCUGGGUGAACUGGCAACUGCAUGUGCAUUCCUGUUCCCAUUUGAAUGUCGACAGCAGUUGUUUUACUCGACUACCUUUGAUAGAGACAGAGCUUUAAUGAAGUUACAGGAAAACCUCCCUGAACUGGCAAGCACGGAUACUGCCGACAGAGUGACUCCAAGGCUUGAAAAGAAAAAGAGAACUGUCCCAAGAACAGACUUGUUAGAACAAGCUGAGAAUGUGAUGAAUGAUGUAGCUGGAGGAAGAGCAAUGCUUGAGAUCCAGUAUGAAGGGGAGGUUGGUAGUGGUUUAGGCCCAACUUUGGAAUUCUACACUUUGGUAUCCAAAGAAAUGCAGAAGGUAGAGCUGCAGAUCUGGCGAGGAGACAUUGUUGAAGUUGCCGAGGGAGCAGGUGAAUCUAAAAACGUGACAAGCUAUAUCCACUCUCCAGGUGGUCUUUUCCCAGCACCUCUUCCAAAGAACAUUAAAGUGAGCCAGCUUUCAAAAGUGAAAUCUCGCUUCCGAUUCCUUGGGAAGUUUGUUGCCAAGGCAAUAAUGGAUUCUAGGAUGAUUGACCUCCCUUUCAGCCAGCCAUUUUGCAAAUGGAUUAUUGGCCUUGAAUCCACGCUUCAGCUUUCAGACAUUCAAAAUAUUGAUGCAAUACUAUUCAAAUCAUUAAGUCAGCUAAAUGAUUUGGUAAAAAAGAAAAAGGCGAUUGAACGAGACCCUGCACACACAAUAGAAACAAUGAGAUUGGCACUGGGUAAUUUGACACUGGAUGGCAUGCCAGUUGAUGAUCUGAGCCUCGAUUUCAUCCUUCCUGGAUAUGGAAAUAUUGAAUUAAAGAAAAAUGGAAAAGAUAUUCCUGUGACAAUUGACAAUUUAGAAGAAUACAUCAAGCUUGUUGUCCACUGGACCCUGAUAGAAGGUGUUUCAAAACAAUUCCAAGCAUUCAAGGAGGGCUUUGAGUCAGUCUUCCCCAUUGCAUCGCUGCAAAUGUUCUACAGCUCAGAGAUUGAUCUACUGUUGUGUGGAAGCCGAAGUGAGAAAUGGGAUGUGAAAGAACUUAUUGAGUGUUGUCGACCAGACCAUGGGUACACACAUGACAGCCGAGCUGUACGAUUCCUCUUUGACAUCCUAAGUAAAUAUGAAGCAGAAGAACAAAGAAAGUUCUUGCAAUUUAUAACUGGCAGUCCACGACUGCCUGUAGGAGGAUUCAGGAGUUUGAAUCCCCCAUUAACAAUUGUACGGAAAACAGUGGAUGGGGCUUUAAGUCCGGACAAUUAUUUACCAUCUGUUAUGACAUGUGUUAAUUACUUGAAGCUUCCUGACUAUUCAUCAGUUGAUAUAAUGGAUGAGAAACUGAGGACCGCAUACACAGAAGGCAAAAAUGCUUUCCAUUUAUCAUAGCAUGCACCGUCUUUGAUGUUAGACUGAGUUUGUAACAUAAAAUAAGCUUAGUUCAGUUGCUUUUUAUUAAUUCCAUUCAAGUUUGGUUUAGACCAACUUUUGCAGUGAUAUUUUUUGUUGAUUUGUGCUCUGUUUUCAAAUUUAGUAUUUUGAAAUUAUUUGUCACUGAUUUGCACAACUACUUAUUGAAAAAUGAUAUCCAUUAGCAAGCUUUUUGCCUACAAGUUUGACAUAAUCGAUACAUGGCGAAAAUUUCUUCAGUAAUGGCUAUGAUAUGAAAUUCUAGUUAUAAUGCUAUAUUUGUCUCUAUGAGAUCUGUUUACAAUGUUCUACUAUUCCCCUCCCCUUAUACUAAGAAUUGUUAAGAUAUAGAAUCUAUUGAAGAGAGGUGUUAUUUUGGAGAUACUGUGGUAAUAAGGCUUGAAAAAAUAAAGUGAGGUCAUAUUUUUAGAUUUUUUGCUGCAUGCUUAUUUUAUGAUUUGUCCUUGAAUAAAGACAAAGCUUAUUAAAUUAAAUGGAACUGGUAGUUAAGUUGUUCUAUUUGCGUGAAACUAGCUUGCUUUCAUAACUUAAUUCAGAAGUUGUAAUUAGAAAUUUGCUUGGACGUAUGUAGUAUUAUACAAUAAGCUACGAGUAUUGUGUUUCAGAUCUUUGUUAAGUUUGAUUUGAUAAACAGAAUUUAUGUUAUUUUGGUUUAUCAGAGGCAUAAUGACACAUUCCCCAUUGGGAAGUGA